Vanessa atalanta (red admiral) is the source of this 1991-nucleotide messenger RNA. RefSeq lists its product as uncharacterized. Lineage: Eukaryota; Metazoa; Arthropoda; Insecta; Lepidoptera; Nymphalidae. The transcript is spliced from 8 exons. The record is from RefSeq and is a predicted model, not a curated record. Bases 180 to 1013 code for a protein of 277 amino acids.
AGCAAUGGUGAGGCGUGCACGUCAUGAACUCUAAAACAAAUCGACAAUAAUUCAAUCCGCAAAACGGUUAUACUCUGACGUGAUAUCGAAUAUUUGAUUUCAUUGAACUGUAUUUUUUUAAUUAUAUCAAAAAGUUAGAUUUCGUGACUCAAGUGCCGCUAGCUGGGGCCAACAGGAAGAUGUCUCUGUGGCAGACUUGGGGUCUCAUCGCGUGUAUUUGCGCGUGCGCUAUCGCUCAACGCAUAGACCAGGAACCAUUGCUGUCUCCUCGUCCAGCGAGGGUCAGAGAUCGUGACGUGAAACCGGAUGAACCGACUUGUGACCAACUGAAAGCUAUGUGGCGGUUCUCAAAGAGACAAGCUCGGGCUCCCGAGUUGAUUAACGAAGUACCGGCCGUGCCCUACCGUGACCCGCUGAUGUACAACGAGUGGCCGGUCUACACUGCGAUGCCCCGCGCUGCUCCAAGAUUUCGAUACCAGUACCCGUCUAUCCCACGAGAGGCGUAUGGUCGGGUGAUCACUAAGGCGCCACCGAACGUGGUACGCACACCGGAUUAUGGCGAGAUGUUCGGAAUGUUGAACGUGCCACAUACUUCUGGAAAGAUCCUUCGGUACCCUGGACCGUCUCGGCCUCGCGGUGGACCCACUUUCAUGGUACCACCCCAGAGGGAUAGAUUCGAAGCUUUGAAGAAACUGAUCCGACAAGAACACGUCCGCGAACUACAAAGGAAAUACGAAACGGAACAAAAACAGGAGUUGAAAGAAAUUGCAGCUGGGCGAGGUAAUGACGAUUUUGUAUACGGAACCUAUGGAGAACAAGAGCCACGAGGACUUCAGCCUUUAGAGUACGCUGACGAGCCCAGCGCGAGACAUGGAAAAAAACCACAGAGCGGCAGUCGUCAGGUAUCCCAAUUCUCUCGCUACUCCGAUGUGAUGCUGCCACCAGUACGUCGGACCUUUUACCACCCGUACCUCGACUACGUCCUUCCAGAGUACGUUCCCUAUGCCUACUGAAACAAUGGAACUUUCUAGAACGAUCUUGAACAUUCCAGAGGGAUACUUCCCUUACGUACAAAUACUAUGUGGGCUUUAAACUCCAAUUAAUAUAAUUAUCAGUAUUGAAAACGCCAUAUCGAAAGCAUAUCCUCGCUUUCGCUUCUGACCCGAGCUUUCAGCGUAUCUAUUGCAAUAUUUUUAUAUUUUUAAUUUAAAAAAAAAACUGAGGUUUUCUCUGUAGAUAUGCGAUUUUUAACCCCUUUAUAAUCGCAUUGUAUUUUUAUAGAUAUAAGAUUGUAAUAGUAUUUUUCUUGUAUUUAAAAUCGGCUAUAGGUCGAUGUUAGAUUUAUAAUUCGUAGGCUAAAUCCUCUUUCGAGACAAUAAUAUUUUUUUUUAAAUUAAAUACAUUAUUAUGAUCAAUUAAAAACCUACGAGUAGAAACCGUCAAUUUCCAAGACGUAAACGAAUGGACAAUAAAAAAAAUUAACCUAAAUGUUUAGAGGUUUAUUCGAUAUUAGACUUUAAGAGUAUUUUUUUUUUAAUGAUUUAUUGUCAAAGUAUUUAUAACUUUCAAUUUAAUAUUCGAAACAUUUUCCUUGGCUGUUUCUUUUCAAAGAAAUAUAUUGAAAUACUUUUGUUCGAGUUUGUUUUUAUUAAUAUUCGUCGGCCGUUGUGUGAGCAAACGUUCGUCAAGAAUAUAUUUGAAAUGCUAUUAGACUGGCGCAUUAUCACAUUGAAAUAUUCAAAUUUAUCGAUAACUUCGGGCGAAUAUUCGCCUCUAUUCAUCGAUAAAUAUUUUCGCAAAUGACAUUGACAUUCAUGACAUUUGUAAAAUGUGCGACGCCAGUCAGUAAACAACAAAAGAAUACGAAAAUAAACUAAAUUGUUACUUGUAACUUAUUAUAUUUUUAAUGUUAGUUAUAUGUUUAAGUUUAUUUUAAAUAUUUUAAGUCUGAUUACAAUUAUUAAUAUGUCAAUAAUUAUCCAAAGUAGAAA